AUGUCGAUUGCGGGGCGAUCACAUAGCUUGCUCUCAGAUGAUGGUGAUGAUGAUGAUGACGACCACGACGACGAUGAUGAUGAUGAGGAGGAGGAGGAGGAGGAGGAGGAGGAGGAGGAGGAGGAGUGCGAAUCCGGUAUUUCGAAGGUAUACAGCUCUUGUUCAGACACAAUCAGUGUCAUCUACCCUCACCCUGCCUAGUUAUCAGCCUCAAGGUUCCGGAAGAUGGAGCUCCCCGAUCUAUUCUAACCGUAAUAUGAAACACGGGCGAUCAAACUUUGUCGGUUAACUUUAGUCUGGAGCCUUCACAGGCAGUUGCGAGGCGGUAAAUAGUAAAUAAUCGACAGGUGCUGCCGACGGAGGCGAGGAGAUUGGAAUGACCAUUUCUGGAAUAUUGGCCAGCAUGAGCCGGUUAGUCGAGACAUGGCUGAGCUCUGAACGGUCUGUGGUACUUCCGACCCGGGUUCAAGAUGCGACCGACUGAUGAUAGUUAGGAGGUCGGAAACGAUCAUUUCGGUCUGCCUCCAUUCGUGGCUUUUUUAGUUAAGUAAAAAGCGUGAGGCCUCCUCUUGCAGUUGCCCCCCUCCCCCCCCCUCCAGGAAAACGCGGUCUAAUUAAACUGAAAAAGCUGUUUCAACAAGCUUGGCGGUGACGGGCAUUACAAAUGAGACAGAAAGCAAGACCGUCGGGUAAUUUAUCAUCUCCAUUUAGCAGAGCCUCCAAGUGCUCUGACAACCCUCGCCUCUGUUAGGCAAUCCACCCUCUCCUCUGUCGACCAUUUCUCAUUUUCUUUAUGAUCUUUUUUCUGCUAAAUUUAGACACUUUCUUCCAGCACCACACAGUAAUUCUUGCCACCGGUGACAUGGCUCGAUCAUGGCGUCAUUUCUCAUUGGCUAUCUGCAGAAGCAACGAGAAUUGCAGUGACUUGCAGGCCGGAACAGUUGUUGAGAGCGUCUUUCGAUACACCCAAAUAAGGACAUUAACUAUUGCCUGAACUGAACUGUGUAAGGAUAGGUAGGAAGCUGCACGGGUAGUAUUAUUUCGCACUUCGGUUAAGAAAAAAAAACGUUUAGCCAGAACAAACCCUCCGAAAACAGUCGGCCAAAAUGUAAAUGAAAGUGUGUCCUUCCUCUCCUGCCUUUCGCAUUGGGCAAUUAGGGCAAACCGUCAUCUUCCGCCGAAGACGUGCUGAUUGUUGUCGCCUUGACGGUGUCAUCAAUUACGUGGGACGGAUGAACAAAGAGUUCAAUUCAUUGUUCAGGAGGAUAUUAAUCGAGUUCCUGCAGCUGAGUGGAAACAUGUGUAUGGGUGUAUAGAAGAGGAUAAAUGACUCACUUUGUGAAAACCCGCCUACACCAUCCAGACAUGUGUGUUCAUAAACAGCAAAAUCACAACUAUUGGGUCCAAAUCAGUCAGAUGGAGUACACGGUGUCUGAAAUGAUUAGGAGGUAUUACAAAUUAUCAAUACGUAGUUUGGAAUAUGCCAUAGAGGCUUUCGUAAAGAUUGUAGUACAAGCACAUCUCACCACCCUUAAGUACAUACGCACAUGAUUGCUGCUUAAUUUUGUUGGGUGGACGCCCGCAUUUGUGACCAACGACUACGGAAAAGGCACUUUUGUCCAUUUCUCUGCCUUGACAAUUUAUUUGGACUUUUGAUAGCUCAACCUACGCCCAUUUGAACACGUGCAGAUUUUGGCUUUAGUUCGACGGCUGCGUGCGCCACAAAGCCGCAGGAGAGGAAAAUGUUGUUACUUUAUGCGGCAGCAUAAUGGAAAUUAACUUCUAUUGCUGCGGUACAGAGGGUAAUUGCAUUGAUUUAUUGUUCGGGAGGCAUGGUUACGUUCCGAAGCGAUUCAGAACGUAGUAGGAAAUCCACAGUUUAGACAUUUGUGCGCUAGUUUGGGGAGCUGGUUCCGUUUGUAGCGUUCUCGAAGGCAUUAUUAUCAUCAUUGGAAAAUAACCCCGGGAUGGUUUAGUUAAGAUCAGUUCAGUUUACUGAGGGAAAUAGGCGUAGGCCUUCGAGUACCCUAUUUUCAAGGUAAAAAAUUGUUGUGUACAGAAACUUUUUCUGAGUUAAAAUAGUUUAGACGAGUCCAUAGUGGUAGGACGAAAUAUGAGUAAGUCACAGAGGAUGAGCUCGAUCUCUCAUCGCUCUUGGUCAUUUCGGAACAUGAAUAGGUCAAGGUUCUUUUUAAAGCUUCGCAUGGAUGGUGACAUCACAACAUCUGCAGGGAGGGCAUUCCAUGGUUUGACCACUGGAACAGAGAAGGAGAACUUCCGCACAUCCAGCCUUGCCUGCUGAGUGCGCAGUUUAAACGGGUGACCUCGGAGGUUGGUCGUGGUAGCAAAUUCAAGAAAGUCCUCGAAGACCAGUCUGCAAUCCAACCUCUUUACAAUGCGGAAUGCUUGCAAGACGUCUCCGCGAAGUUGCCUGUAACUUAAAGGGAAGAAGUUCAGACCUACUAGGCCGGUUGCAUAAGGAAAGGAGCUUUGACUCCCAACCAUCUUCGUGGCUCUACUCUGAACUCUUUCGAGGCAGUUUUGGUCUUCGACCGCUCACGGUCUCCAGGCUUGUACGCCGUACUCCGAGUGCUGCCGGACGACUGUUCCACAAGUCUUAGAGAAGAAGUGUCUUCGUCAAAAUCCAUAACGGCACGCCUGAUGACGUACAGUACGGACAUUGCGCUUUUGGCCAUUCCCGAACAAUGAGCGGACGCUUUUAGAGCGUUCGUCGACAGCACACAGAGGUCCCUUUGGACUUCGACGUCUUGUAAGGCUACGCCACCCAGAAAGUAGUCUCUUGUGCUGGCGGAUCUGGCUGUGUUGCCUAGGCGAAGUAUGCUAAUAUUUACUAACUUUGCUGUUAAGGGUUUUCGCGUUCAUGGGAUACAGUGCGGUCUGCGUUCGAUUUCAAGGGGUACGGGUGGUUAUAUUUUGAUAUGACGGGAUUUGCAAGCUUAUUGAGGCAGUUAAGCCCUGAAGGUGCCAGCAACGAUAUGGCCAUUCAGUUUAGUUGUGAAAUUGUUCUAUGACAGACUGAUGAUGGCCGCAAGCAUUGGGCGACCGUUAAAUGAACUUUAUCUUUUUCGUUGUUUACAGCUCAAAAGCUGGUUUCACUAUAAAACAGACAUCUUAGUCAAAUUUUCCUCAAGGGCAAUGCCUCAGAUCAAUUGUAGAUGGGCUUGUAAAUUAUAUGAAGGAGUAGUUGACGGCCGACGACCACACCGACUUGGUGGUGCUGGUGGAGGAGGAGGAAGAGGAGGAGGAGGAGGAGGAGGAGGAGGAGGAGGGAAUGGGGCGCUGGGGUGCUGAAAAUCAACGGAAGACUUGGUAUAACAAUGCAAAGACCGACUUGGUGAAAAAGGCGGAAUUUCGUUUUCUGUAG
Molecule: messenger RNA, 3385 nt
Organism: Spirometra erinaceieuropaei
Lineage: Eukaryota; Metazoa; Platyhelminthes; Cestoda; Diphyllobothriidea; Diphyllobothriidae
Source: the annotation of a GenBank genome assembly